AUGCGCUCCAUCUUCCACCUCGCCUUCCACGUCCGCGACCUCGCCGCCUCGCGCGCCUUCUACAAGGGCGUGCUCGGGUGCAAGGAGGGCCGCUCGACCGAGACCUGGGUCGACUUUGACUUUUUCGGCCACCAGAUCUCCCUGCACCUUGGCGAGCCCUUCAAGACCACCAACACCGGCAAGGUCGGCGACCACAUGGUGCCCAUGCCUCACCUGGGCGCCGUCCUCGAGUACCCCGACUGGCGCGCGCUCGCCGACCGCCUCGAGGCGGCCAAGACAGAAUUUGUCAUGGAGCCCCAGGUGCGCUUCGAGGGCCAGCCCGGCCAGCAGUGGACCAUGUUCUUCCGCGACCCCUCGGGCAACCCCAUCGAGAUCAAGGGCUUCACCAGCCUCGAUACCGUCUACGACGCUUAA
Messenger RNA from Apiotrichum porosum, 414 nucleotides. RefSeq lists its product as uncharacterized. Lineage: Eukaryota; Fungi; Basidiomycota; Tremellomycetes; Trichosporonales; Trichosporonaceae. The transcript has a single exon. The record is from RefSeq and is a predicted model, not a curated record. The coding region runs from base 1 to 414 and encodes 137 amino acids.